AUGUUUUGGUUAUUGGUUUUGUCUCUUAUCUCACAAGCUUUAGCUGUCGUGGAGUUCACUAGCCCUGAAGGUGGUGAAACCUUCAGCGUCAGUGGUUCGACCGUAACUAUCCCUAUUGAGUUCAAAGAUGAUGAAAGCUUCCCCAGCAUUGCAGAUGCCAGUAACUUGGUUAUCUCCUUAUGUACUGGUCCAAAUGGUGACAUCAGCUGUUCCGAAAUUGAGACCACUCCCCCCGCUGACCUUCUGUCGGGCUCCACGUAUGAAUACGAUGCAAGCGUACUGGCAACAUUUGGAAGAAGCGGAAGCUACUAUUUACAGAUAUAUUCCAAAUACUCGGGUGGUUAUGCCAUCGUGUAUUCUGAUAGAUUUUCCCUGCAGAGCAUGACAGGUACUUUGACUCCUUCAGGUUCUGGUUCUCCUCCAGCAAACGACAUUUCCAUGAGCAACGCACAAAAUGCCGAGAUAUCCAAAUCUUUUACCGUACCAUACACCUUACAAACUGGUCGUACGCGGUAUGCUCCCAUGCAAACUCAACCAUCUGGCACUGUGUCCGCAACCGGUUGGACUAGAAGAUACCCCACCAGCUCUGUUAGUUACUACUCUACACUAGUCCCUAGCCCAGCUGUGUAUUCGACCAUAACUCCGGGGUGGGAUUACUCAUACACUUCUGCAGUUAACUUUGCCACACCCGCUCCUUACCCUUCACAGAACGGAGGAUGGUAUGCAGCCAGCAGACGUAUUAGCAGACCUUUCAUUCAAGCUACUACUGCUCUACAACGCCGAUGGGCCUACUGA
Molecule: messenger RNA, 795 nt
Organism: Komagataella phaffii GS115
Lineage: Eukaryota; Fungi; Ascomycota; Pichiomycetes; Pichiales; Pichiaceae
Product: Glycoprotein involved in cell wall beta-glucan assembly
Exons: 1
Coding region: 1-795 (264 amino acids)
Biological process (GO): fungal-type cell wall organization; (1->6)-beta-D-glucan biosynthetic process; cell wall biogenesis
Cellular component (GO): extracellular region
Source: RefSeq, a predicted model, not a curated record